GUUUGUGUUUGGUUUUGGCGCUGCCCUUCUAACGAAGGAGAGGAGACAGCAGAGACCGGCUGAUGGCUGAUACGGAGGCAGUGGUGUUGGAGGCCCUGGGGCGCUUCGGGCUCCGGACCCUGAGGAGAGCAUGGGUGGACUCUGUCUGGGAGCUGGAAUUUACUGAGACGGAGCCUCUGGAUCCAAGGGUGGAGGCUGAAAUCUUAGAGAACGGAGUGGAGGUGUUUAACAACCUGUAUGACAGUCUGCUGACGUUUGCUUCUGCCGAUCAGGAGAACACACGGAGUGUCUGGGCUCUAUUUACAGAGAAUGACAUUUGUCGGAACUCCCUGGUGGCGGUGCUCUACCACUUUGUCCAUGUUGGAGAAAAUAAGAAAGCGGGAUAUAUGCAAAAGUGUCUGGGCCUGCAUGCAGCUGGCCUGUACUUCCUGCUUCUGGAGAUACCCGGCAGUGUCGCCAAUCAGGUGUUUCACCCCGUCUUGUUUGAUAAAUGUGUGAACACCCUGGAGAAGUGUUGGCCACAAGACUCUGACUCCAACCGCAAAAGGAAAAAGGACACGGUGAAAAGCUCUCAAGGAGACAAUCGUGGCGGCAGAAAACGUCCCAGGCCUGUGCGACGAGAGAUGGAAGAGCUGGAUGAUAUAUCUGAAGAGGAAGAAGAGGUCUAUUUUUCUACCCGAGAUCUCGUGAACCUCAGAGAUGCCAUCGUCCUUCUCUUGAAAAACUUUUUGCGUCUCCUGCCAAAGUUUUCCCUAAAGGACAAGCAGGAGAGCAUGGUGCACUGUAUGCAGAUCUUCAUAAGUCUCACUAGUUUUGAGACGGUGCCCCGGGAACUGUCCUUUUCAGAAUCCAUAAGUGCUAACCAUUUGAAAUACGUGCCGGAGUUGGCAUAUCAUGGGCUGUGGUUGCUGUGUCAACCCAGCCAUGGUGACGGCAACCAGACUCUUCGUCGGCUUUUCCAACGUCUGCUGAGUGUUAUUUUGAUGGUUAAAGGAGGGCCGGGCUCAAACCCUUCGUUACUUGUAAUCAAUGCUUCUGCAACCAGUGCACGGGACCAUGCUGUUCAAUUUGUCUGUUUUACUGUGGACAAGCUGAAAGAAAUGGCUCUUCCUGUUCUAUGGAUUUUGUUGCAACACAUUUGUGCCAAGUGUCCUGAUAAGUCAGAUUAUCGCCUAUCGGCAGCGCAAACUCUGGUGAAACUACAAGAUCAACUUCCCAACGCAGAAUACGCGUCAUUUGUAGACUGGCUAUGCAAAUACUCCGGGAAUUCAAAGAUCUCAUACCGAGUGUUCACUCUUGAUGCGGCAGUCGCUCUGCUGGCGUUGCCGGAGAGGGUCCCGGACUCUUCCUUCCCUCAAGAGGACCUGAAAUUUCUUCAGCACAAGUUCUUGCUCCAGUCCCUCAUUUUCGGCCGCUGUUCGGACAAGGCCCCUACUGUUCGCAGCAAAGCCCUUUCUUGCCUGGCACAGUUUCUAGAGAAGAACGGUGUUUCUGAAGGGGUUCAAGAAUUGCUUCAGGGCUCCUCUAGUCUCUCCCAUAAAACAAUCAGUGUCACACGGACGUCUGAACUCUCCGAAGCCAGUGCCCAGCAAGGAACUGAUGGUAGUUGUCGGCCAAGGUCUGGAACCAAUGAUCAGUGGAACCAUGAGAGUCUUGGGAAUGGUACAGAGGCAUCCACUCUUAUUCGAAGAAAAACAUGCUGUGUCAUGCGAACCAUUGAAGUAUCGGAGACUGGUGACCAGCUAGGAGCUGAUGGACAAGAGAUACUGGCAACUCUCAGGUUAAGAGCUGGUGAUGAGAAGACAAAUGUCAGGAAGUCUGCUCUCCAGGUCCUGGUUAGUAUACUGAAAUAUAAUUUGAUCCCGUGCACUCCUGAGGAGCUCACUACACUGCAGGACCGCUGCAGAGAUCCCGCUGUUUCUGUGCGGAAACAAGCCCUGACUUCUUUGACAGAACUUCUGCAGGCUCAACCGAAGAAUGUUCUGGUACAGAAGGCCUGGUUAACUGGAAUGGUGCCGGUGGUGCUGGACUCGGAGACCUCUGUACAGGAGAAGACACUGGAGUGUCUGGACCAGCUUAUUCUUCACAACAUUCGCCAUUACAAACAGUAUAGGGACAAUGACGAGAAACAGAAACUCACCUGGGAUCUGCUGCAGCUGCUCACUACAGAGUGCCAGGAUCUCGGUCGUUAUCUGACAAAAGCGUUUUACAUAUGGGCCAAGCAAGAUAAAUUUUCCUGCACUUUAAUCAACAACUUGAUCUCUCACACGGAUACGGAACACUCUGCCCCAGCCUGGAUGGUGCUUGCUAAAGUUGCCAUAUCUGCACCAAAGUUGGAUUAUACGAAGGUCCUGAACACUUGGGAGGACAUCAGCAGGCAAAAUUACGCAGGCUCCACCAGUACCACUGCCCAUAUUGUAUGUGUAAUCGGUCACAUUGCAAAACACCUGCCUGCAGACACAAGAACGCAGCUGAUUGACCAUAUUAAGUCGUGGUUGAAGGAAUUUAAAUCGCCACCAGAGAUAAUCAGCCCAGCAAUUGAGUCCUUGCAGAAACUCUGCUAUGCACAGUUUGAUUCUCCUGAAGCUGCCCAGGAGCUGCUGAAUGAAGUGUUUGGAGAUCUGGUUUCAGAUUGUAAAGAUCAUAUCUACUCUAUCGUGAUGACGGAUGCCCAGCAGUUUGAUCAUGAGUUGAUGGUCCGAUAUCUCUUCACCCUGGGAGAUGCCGCUCAGAUGUGUCCGGCCCGUGUGGAGAAACGGGUCUUGCUACUGGUUCAGUCCAUACUGGCCUCCAUGCCAGAACAGAAGGGUUCUACCGGCUCGGAGAAUGAAGAAGUCCCUCUUUCGCAGAGUCAGUCUCAGCCACAGUCGCAGAGUCAGUCUCAGCCACAGUCGCAGAGUCAGUCUCAGCCACAGUCGCAGAGUCAGUCUCAGCCACAGUCGCAGAGUCAGUCUCAGCCACAGUCGCAGAGUCAGUCUCAGCCACAGUCGCAGAGUCAGCCUCAGUCACAGACGUCCUCUCAACCUCUUUCCCAGUUCAGAAGCUCCAGAAUGCCACCAUUGGUCCGCGCUCAUGCUUUUAUCACUCUUGGUAAGCUUUGUCUCCAACAUGAGGACCUGGCUAAGAAAUGUAUCCCGGCUUUUGCCCGAGAACUGGAGGUCAGCAAUGAAGUGGCCAUCCGCAACAAUGUCAUUAUCGUUAUAUGCGACCUAUGCGUCCGAUACACCACCAUGGUGGACAGAUACAUCCCUAAUGUGUCUGUGUGUCUUAGAGACCGCGAACCAUUCAUUCGGAGGCAAACGCUCAUCAUGCUUACCAACCUACUGCAGGAGGAGUUUAUAAAGUGGAAGGGGUCACUUUUUUUCCACUUCAUCAGUGUAAUGGUGGAUCCAGACCCAGAUAUUGCCAAAUUUGGGGAGUUCUGUCUGGUCCAUCUUCUGCUGAAGAGAAAUCCUGUCAUGUUCUCGCAGCAUUUCAUUGAGUGUAUUUUCCAUUUUAAUUCUUAUGAAAAACACGAGAAGUACAACAAGUUUUCACAGACGGAGAGGGAACGGAAACUCUUUUCACUCAAGGGAAAUGAGAACCGAGAGAAAAGGAUGAAGAUCUACAUGUUUUUGCUUGAGCACUUUACUGACGAACAAAGAUUUAGCCUGACCAAUAAGAUCAGCCAGAAUGUUUUGGCUGGUUUUGUAGACGGUCUUUUACCGAUUGACAUGGAAGCAAAUGAUUUACUGUCAGACAUCUUUGCGAUCAUGAGCUGCAAGGAGAUAAAGUUGUCAGCUAUGCGGUCUAAACCUGGAGAAGAUGUUGGAGAUGACGACGAGAUGGCCAUGGCAAAUGCUGUGAUGCAGGUCGCACAGAAAAAGCUAAUCUCACAGGUUCAGAAGAGGAACUUCAUAGAAAACAUCAUCCCCAUUAUCUCUUCUCUGAAGGGGCUUCUGGAACAGCAGCGCAUUCCCGCUGUGAGGGACCUCAUGAACUGCCUGCGGGAAAUGAUGCAGGACUACCGUGACGAGGUUAAGGAUUUCUUUGCCAUUGACAAGCAGUUGGCUGCAGAGAUUGAAUAUGACAUGAAGAGGUAUGAGAAGCAGCUGGAUUGGGAGACUCAGAAUGAGCUGGUCAAUUCUGUGGCCACUGUUAUGAUCAUCGGCAGCCCACGGGUUUCUUCUCCUGCUGGAUCUCCCAAAACGCCAAAUGUUCACCGGUCUCCUCUCGCUGUCAUACAAGAGCCUCAAGGUACACCUACUACACCUAAAGGAUCACCCCGAAUCGCCAUUAUGGCUGGACAGAUACCCCGUCCCAGGCAGAUGUCUCUGAGCACUCAGGCUAUCCUGAACUCUGCCAAAAAACUAGCAGAAGGGUGUGCAAAGCCCAGGAGCAAGAGUAUAGGAGCUCAGCCUUCAAUCAGUGCAAACCGUAAGCUGGUUUCUUUCCGCACUUCAGACCAGCAAUCCAGUGUGAUCAUGGAGGGUAGAGCAAUCAGCACACCUGACAGAACAAUUCAUAAUGUCACAUUUGAAGCUGGCGUCAGUUAUAUAAGCGCAAAUCAAACCUUGUCCUCCAACAACUCCAUGGAUGCGUCUCGUGGGCAAGAGAAAGACAUCCUGUAUUUGAUGUCACCAGACAAGCCGGCACCACAACCCAGACAGUGGAAAGUAGAGUCUCCAGUGCAACGAAGGCAAAAUCGUAGUCUGUCUUCACCAAGAGGCUCAGUCCAAUCAAAGUAAAAGAUGGAAAUAUAUGGCAUAAGAGGCUUUAAUAAGCAGAAGCCAUGAUUUUCUUAAAUUGUCUCCCAUGUGUGCUUUUAAAGCUGAAUAUCUGGAAUUUUAGCUUUAAGCAUUGCGUCUCUCUGUACAUAACUCUGUAUAAUGCUGCUUCAAUGUAAAGAUUUAACCAUGCUUGGCAAUUUGACUUUGUAUAUGUGUGCCGACAUCCUUUUGUAAUCUGCCUGCGAUGCAAAAUAAAACGCUAAGUUAUCCAAUA
Molecule: messenger RNA, 4983 nt
Organism: Rana temporaria (common frog)
Lineage: Eukaryota; Metazoa; Chordata; Amphibia; Anura; Ranidae
Gene: NCAPD3
Product: non-SMC condensin II complex subunit D3
Exons: 35
Coding region: 63-4727 (1554 amino acids)
Biological process (GO): mitotic chromosome condensation; meiotic chromosome condensation
Cellular component (GO): condensin complex; condensed chromosome, centromeric region
Molecular function (GO): histone binding
Source: RefSeq, a predicted model, not a curated record